Oikopleura dioica is the source of this 1755-nucleotide messenger RNA. The record is from the annotation of a GenBank genome assembly. Lineage: Eukaryota; Metazoa; Chordata; Appendicularia; Copelata; Oikopleuridae.
AUGCCAAGAGCGACUUUGGCUCGAGAUACUCUGAGAAGAACAUGGCUUCAGAAGGAUAUUUGGAAUUGGCUUGGGGUCGAAAUCAAGGUGGUUUUCAUCAUUGGAAAUGACGAGGACCUCAAAGAAGAAGCUGAAAACAACAAGGACAUGCUCGUCCUCGACUUUCCGGAAAACCACGACAAUCUGCCCUACAAAGAUAUCGGCUUCUUGAACUUCGUUAAAUCCUCCUGUUCUUCUGUUGAGUACGUCUUCAAGGGCGAUGAUGAUGUCCUUCUUGUCCCUCAAAAUCUCAUAACCGAAAUUGAGUCUCUGAAAAAAUCCGAAUUCGAAGCAACUGGAUGCCUGAAAAAUGCCAACACGAGGCCAAUAAGGACGUACAAGAGCAAAUAUUUCGUUCCGACGCAAGUUUAUCCCGCAAAUGGCUACCCUCCUUAUUUUUCCGGCUUUGCCUAUCUUACGACAGGAUCGUUUUCCGUUAAAAUGGCCGAGGCGAUACCCACUGUUCACGUGUUUCCCUUGGACGAUGUUUAUGUUGGCUCCCUGAUUGUGGCUUCAAACCAGACGAAAGCGUCAGAUGAUAUUUCAAAAUCUGUCUUCGCCAAUUUCGAGAGCAAAGAAAGCAACCAGAGUGAAAUCAAGGAAGAGCCGCAGUGGAAGAUCAUUGAACGUCAUUUUAUUCAAGGCUGCACAAAUGAUCAUUGCAAAAAACACAGCUCACUUGAAGAAGCGAAAGAAAAGUGCCUUCAGAAUACUUAUUGCUCAGGAGUCGUAGGAGUCAAAAACUGGUUUGAACUUCGCGCCGGACCGGGAAUAGUAAAAAGCCCGAUAAACGAAACAUCUUGGCUCCUGAAAACAACUUCAUGUAAUGGAGAUGAGAAUGGUAUAUUUCUAAAUCUGACGCUUCUGGAAGAAAAUUAUCCGCCAUUGAAAGGGCUAAGUAAAAAGAGAGUAAAUACGCAAAACUGUAUCUACCCAGGGUAUCCAAAUGUAAAUAACAUGAUGCGAUUCAAUCCUCAAAUGAAACUGUCCGUCAUUCAUCAACCUGAUAUAUGCAGUUUUAGUUCAUCUUCAGUUUCAACAUCUUUGAUUUUCGGAAUAAAAUCAAUGCCAGGAUCGACUUUGGCGAGAGAAACUUUGAGGAAAACAUGGUUGCAGAGCGAUAUUUGGAAAUGGCUCGGAAUCAAAAUCAAGGUUGUGUUUAUCGUUGGCAAUGAUAUUGAUCUCUAUGAGGAAGCUGAAAUCAACAAGGACCUCCUCGUCCUCGACUUCAAGGAAAGUCUUUAUACCCUCCCAUUCAAAGACAUUGGCUUCCUGAAAUUCAUUCAAUCCUCCUGCUCAUCAGUCGAUUACGUCUUCAAGGGCGACGAUGACAUUCUUCUCUUACCGCAAAAUCUAAAAUCAGAACUGGAAGAGCUAAUGAGCUCUGACUUUGAAGCAAUUGGAUGCCUGCGAAAACCAAACACGCCUCCGAUCCGAAAAUUAACAAGCAAGUAUUUCAUUCCAAAGCAAGUCUAUCCUGGCACCGCUUAUCCGGCUUAUUUUUCUGGCCUUGCUUAUCUGACAACUGGGAAUUUUUCCUUGAAAAUGGCCGAUGCUAUUUCUUCUGUACCAGUUCUCCCGUACGACGAUGUCUACGUCGGGUCCCUUAUUGCUGCAUCUAACCAAACCGAUAAGUUGACCACUUCGAUAAGCAUUUGCUGUGGCGUUUGGGCAAGUUCUGCUAUCUACAAGAAUGAUCUGUGUAGCAAGGUCUAA